This is a messenger RNA of Populus nigra (black poplar), 2911 nucleotides long. RefSeq names its product cyclic nucleotide-gated ion channel 2-like. The transcript has 10 exons. The record is from RefSeq and is a predicted model, not a curated record. Bases 597 to 2714 code for a protein of 705 amino acids. Lineage: Eukaryota; Viridiplantae; Streptophyta; Magnoliopsida; Malpighiales; Salicaceae.
UCGCUGUACUUAGGAUGUUUGCAAAUAAAUAUAGGUGCAAAUUCCUAACCAAAUGUGAUUAAGGAGAUCAGCUUUCACAAUGCAAGUAAUUAUUUUAGAUUCUUUAUCAUAUUAACAAUACAAAAUCCAAGAAAUUCUUACAUUUAAAGAGUUUUAGUUUGGUUUUAUGCUUUGCUGCUGGUGAAGUUUUCAUAUAUCUAGCAGAUCCAUGCUUGAUAUUUCUGGCUUUCAUGGUGAAAUAUUGGUGACAAGAAAAAAGUGUUAAAAAAAGAGUGGAGCAUUUGUUAUGGUAGCCAUAAAUUGAACCUGAUGUCUAACGAUUUGCAGCAGGAGCUCGAGCUGGUUGUUCUGUAUCAUCAAGGGAGAUGACACUAUUGGAGCAGUGGACUGCUGGCCAGGACACUGAAAGAUUGGUAGAACAGAUAAAACAAAAAAACUUUGACUGCAAAAUGCUCCAACCACACAGCAACAUCACUUUCGUGUAAUGUUCCGGACAGCGCACCCUCUUCGUACAGUACCAGACAUAUUAGAACUGCUUCCGAUACUUCCAGCUGCCUCUAAGCCAUUUCUCUUCCUUUCUCUCACCAUUUCAUUUUAUGUCGUUCUCUCUCUCCAGCUGGUUUCGACAAAGUAGAGGUAGUGUCAAAUAUUGCAAUGAAAGCAAACACAGCAGCAGCGGCAGCUCCAGCAACAAUGCUGUUUUCGAUUCCACGGAAUGUUAUGCUUGCACUCAGGUUGGUGUCCCUGUGUUUCACUCCACAAGCUGUGACAGUGUCCACCAACCCGAAUGGCAAGCCUUAGCUGGAUCCUCCCUCGUACCUAUCCAUGCCAAAUCCGAUCCGAUAUCCAAACCUGCCCGCUGUCAGACCCCGAACACAAAGGGCCCGUUUGGGUCCAUCCUGGAUCCACGUAGCAAGUGGGUCAAGAAAUGGAAUAGGGUGCUGCUGCUGACCCGUGGCAUUGCGCUGGCCAUUGAUCCUCUUUUCUUCUACGCAUUGUCACUGUCGAUUGGAAAAGGUGGGGCCCCUUGUUUGUAUGUGAAUAUUGGGUUUGCAGCAAUCGUGACAGUUGCUCGUUCGUGCGUGGAUGCGGUGCAUCUAUGGCAUCUAUGGCUGCAAUUCAGGCUGGCGUACGUGUCGAGGGAGUCCCUUGUUUUUGGGUGUGGGAAACUCGUGUGGAACGCACGUGCCAUUGCUUAUCAUUAUGUGAGGUCACUGAAAGGAUUUUGGUUCGAUGUUUUUGUUAUCCUGCCGAUCCCCCAGGCAAUAUUUUGGUUGCUGGUACCAAAACUUAUAAGGGAAGAAAAGAUUAAGCAGGUCUUGACGAUGUUAUUAGUGACUUUCUCAUUCCAAUUCCUUCCCAAGGUCUACCAUAGCUUUUGCUUGGCUAGAAGAAUGCGGAAAGUCACAGGUUAUAUAUUUGGCACAAUUUGGUGGGGUUUUGGACUCAAUCUCGUUGCCUACCUAAUUGCCUCUCAUGUCACAGGAGGAUGCUGGUAUGUUCUUGCAACACAACGAGUUGCGACAUGUCUCAAGAAACAGUGUGAAAGAAAUGGAAACUGCGAUCUCACUUUGCAAUGCUCAAUGAAUGUUUGCUAUCAGUUCAUGUAUCCAGCAGAUAACUAUGGAAACCCUUGUGGCAGAAACUCAACAUGGAUUGCUAAGCCGUUGUGCCUGGAUGAUAAUGGACCAUUCAAUUAUGGGAUUUAUUCGCCAGCUCUUCUAGUUGUAUCCAGCAAUUCUCUAGCAGUCAAGAUCCUUUAUCCCAUAUUCUGGGGCUUGUUAAACCUUAGCUCCUUCGGCAACGAACUCGCUCCAACAAGUAACUUGGUAGAAGUGAUGUUCAGUAUAUACAUUGUGCUGUGUGGUUUCACUCUUUUCACUUUACUGAUAGGAAACAUCCAGGUAUUUUUGCAUGUGGUCAUGGCAAAGAAUAAAAAGAUGCAGCUAAGACGCCAAGAUGUGGAAUGGUGGAUGAGGAGAAGACAAUUGCCAACUGGUUUAAGACAAAGAUUUCGACAUUUCGAACGCCAAAAAUGGAGAGUCAUGGGAGGAGAGGACGAGAUGAGUUGGAUUGAAGAAUUGCCCGAAGGACUCCGGAGAGACAUUAAACGCUAUCUUUGCCUAGACCUCAUAAAAAAGGUGCCUUUGUUUCACAACUUGGAUGAUCUUAUCCUUGACAACAUCUGUGAUCGUGUCAAGCUCCUUGUCUACUCAAAAGAUGAAAAGAUUUUAAGAGAAGGAGACCCUGUGCUAAGGAUGGUCUUUAUUGUGCACGGACGUGUGAAAUACAGCCAAUGCCUUAGCAAAGGCAUGGUAGCCACAAGUGUACUUGAGCCAGGAGGCUUUUUAGGUGAUGAGCUGCUCUCGUGGUGCCUUCGCCGCCCAUUUAUAGACCGCCUCCCAGCCUCAUCCGCAACUUUUGUCUGUAUGGAACCAACAGAAGCAUUUGUUCUGGAUGCAUAUGAUCUGAGAUAUAUCUCAGAACACUUCAGGUACAGAUUUGCCAGCAAGAGACUCAAGCGAACAAUGAGAUAUUACUCGUCCAAUUGGCGAACAUGGGCAGCCGUGAACAUUCAAUUUGCUUGGCGACGACACAGGAUUAGGAAGAGGGGUCUAGCGACUCCUGACAUGGUAAAUGUCAGCAUGGAGAACCGUCUUCGGCUGUGUGCUGCAAUGUUCAUGUCGCUGAGGCCACAUGACCACUUCCAAUAAAUUAUAUGCAAUUGAUGCUGCUAUUUUGGUUGAUCUUUUACCUUCUUUAAUAAGAUUUAGACACUAAAUCUUCCAUGAAAAUUGUAAGAUCAGGACCAAACACAGCUUAAGAGCUUGUGCUAUUCUAAUAUUCUUUCUUCAAGAGUUCGAAGUUCAUGGAUUUAUCAGAGGGUAAUUAGCUCAAAAUUUUCCUUAUA